ACUCUGCAGAUGGAAAAAAUAAAGGCACGACUGAAAGCAGAAUUUGAAGCUCUGGAGUCUGAGGAGAGGCACCUGAAAGAAUACAAGCAGGAAAUGGACCUGCUGCUGCAAGAGAAGAUGGCGCACGUGGAGGAGCUGCGACUGAUCCAUGCUGACAUUAAUGUGAUGGAGAAUACUAUCAAGCAGUCUGAGAAUGAUCUCAACAAGCUCUUGGAAUCUACUCGUCGCCUGCAUGAGGAAUACAAACCCCUGAAGGAGCAUGUAGAUGCUUUGCGAAUGACGCUGGGACUGCAGAGGCUGCCAGAUCUAUGUGAGGAGGAAGAGAAACUGUCUCUUGACUAUUUUGAAAAGCAGAAAGCGGAAUGGCAGACAGAACCACAGGAGCCUCCCAUCCCAGAGUCUCUGGCUGCUGCAGCAGCGGCUGCCCAACAGCUGCAAGUGGCUAGGAAACAAGAUACCAGACAGACAGCAACUUUCAGACAACAGCCACCUCCAAUGAAGGCGUGUUUAUCAUGUCACCAACAAAUUCAUCGGAAUGCGCCCAUAUGUCCACUCUGCAAAGCGAAGAGCCGAUCUCGGAAUCCUAAAAAGCCCAAGAGGAAACAGGAUGAAUGAAACCCAGAAGGUGGACAAGCAAACACGUGACCUGUUCCAGUACUCUUCCAGCAGAACUGCAAAUGUGGCCAGACUUUACUGAAGUGCAGACUCAAGUAUGACCCACCCGUUGUUUUCUGUUUCAUGCAAUGUAAGCACAAUGUCCCUGUUCUGUCUUAAUUUCCUUCCAGUCUUUAUGAUUUGGUUUUAGGAAAGUAAGUAUUACUGGUGCUACAGUUUAACAUUUCAAUCAUUCCACCUUUUGGACUCCUAAACCAAGUAGAAUGCUUUGCAAGUAUUCUAAACGUCAGGCUAUUCCUACUGGCCAAAUGUGAUUACCAGAAAUGCUUUUAUAUUCUUUUUCUAAAAACAGAUGUUUCUAAAAGAUUAUUCUCUUUUCUACUGGUAACAGGAGACUAUUUGGAAUGCUGAAAAAACCGGCUGUCUGUUUGUUUCA
Messenger RNA from Eurypyga helias (sunbittern), 1051 nucleotides. It is a transcript of the gene ZC4H2, whose product is annotated as zinc finger, C4H2 domain containing. Gene Ontology annotation, biological process: positive regulation of neuron differentiation. The record is from RefSeq and is a predicted model, not a curated record. The coding region runs from base 10 to 615 and encodes 201 amino acids. The transcript is spliced from 4 exons. NCBI's taxonomy places the organism in Eukaryota, Metazoa, Chordata, Aves, Eurypygiformes, Eurypygidae. Gene Ontology annotation, cellular component: nucleus.